AUGGCAUAUCAGCAAAGACGCGACGUUCGAGAAAUUACAAGGGACAUUAUCAGGGACGCUCGUGUUACUAACCGACAGUCCAUGUCGCCUGGAGCACGCGACCGCUUCCCGUCGACCUCCUCUACGGACGACAACGAGUCUGGCACAGAUGGCGAGGCUGAGCGCACGAGACGUGCUCUCGCGCACGUGCCGCCGCCCGGCAUGGUGUCGGUGCGCAAGCGGCGCGGCAACUUGCCCAAGCACUCGGUCAAGAUACUGAAGAGAUGGCUCUACGAGCACCGGUACAACGCGUACCCCAGCGACGCCGAGAAGCUCACCCUCAGUCAGGAGGCCAAUCUGACUGUAUUGCAAGUAUGCAACUGGUUCAUAAAUGCGCGUCGCCGCAUCCUGCCGGAGAUGAUCCGGCGCGAAGGACACGACCCGCUGCACUACACGAUCUCGCGCCGCGGCCGCAAGCAGCUCAGCGGUUCAGGACAGGCCGGCGUGCUCGUCGCCUCCUGGGACAACGUCGAAGGGACGGAGGGCGAACGCAGUCGCGAAAACGAGUACGGCGAUGGGCUGCUGGUGUACCAAAGCGAUGGUGACGCGGAGGAGGACUACUCCUCCAGUGCCGUCAGCGAGGAGGAAGUCAAGUACGACCCCUCCGUCUGGCAGUCCGUCAUACGUUACGGGCCCGAAGACCGCGAGCUGCACCCCGCUGCUAGAGGGAGCGCUGCGGUGGUGACGGUGCGCACGUCGGACGAGGCCGCGGCGGAGGAGGCGGCGGCGGCAGGCGGCCCCGGCGGCGCGGGGAGCGGCGCGGGCGGCACGCGCUCCGACGGCGGCGGCUGGCACCCGCAGCUCGCGCAUCUACCGCAGCUGCCGCACCCGCUGCGUAGGCGUCUGCAGGUGAUUCCAAACAGUGUGACGGCAGAAGGCGAGCGCGACAAGUUCAAGUGCCUGUACCUGCUGGUGGAGACGGCGGUGGCGGUGCGCCAGCGGGAGAAGGAGCAAGAGGAGGUCGCCGUCUAG
Molecule: messenger RNA, 1011 nt
Organism: Parnassius apollo (apollo)
Lineage: Eukaryota; Metazoa; Arthropoda; Insecta; Lepidoptera; Papilionidae
Source: the annotation of a GenBank genome assembly